AUACAGAGUAACAGUAAAUCAGACAGAGCAGCUCCCACAGCUCCAGCAGUGAAAUUGUAACCCUGUAGCAAGUAUUUUUGGCCGCUGAUAGGACCGAGUGAGAUCACUGCGGUCUCUUUUCUUGGAUAGACUUAAGAGUUGUUCGGCAGGAGCAACGCAGGGGCCGUUUUACUCACAUUUCUGCUAUAUCUUAAUUUUAUAUCACACUGGAAAUGUCCGAAAACAAGCCGAAUGAUGAGCCGAAGUUAUCUACGACGGACAGGGUGGUGAAAUCUGUCCCCUUCCCUCCCAGUCACCGGCUGACAGCUAAAGAGGUGUUUGACAGCGACGGGAAGCCCAAAGUGGACGUGCUGAAAGCUCACCUAACCAAGGAGGGCCGUGUGGAGGAAUCGGUGGCCCUCAGGCUCAUCGGAGAGGGCGCCGCAAUAUUGCGUUCAGAGAAGAACCUGCUGGACAUCGAGGCCCCGGUGACAGUUUGUGGAGACAUCCAUGGGCAGUUCUUUGACCUGAUGAAGCUGUUUGAAGUAGGAGGAUCACCAGCAUCCACGCGCUACCUUUUCCUGGGGGACUACGUUGACAGAGGGUAUUUCAGUAUUGAAUGUGUGCUGUACUUGUGGGCCUUAAAGAUCCUUUACCCCAAAACACUGUUUUUGCUGCGUGGGAAUCAUGAAUGUCGACAUUUAACAGAGUAUUUCACAUUUAAGCAGGAAUGUAGAAUUAAGUAUUCAGAGAGGGUGUAUGACGCAUGUAUGGACGCCUUCGACUGCCUUCCCCUGGCUGCACUUAUGAACCAGCAGUUCCUGUGUGUACACGGGGGACUAUCUCCAGAAAUCACAAAUCUUGACGACAUCAGGAAACUAGACAGAUUCAAAGAGCCUCCAGCAUACGGACCGAUGUGCGAUCUGCUGUGGUCCGACCCUCUGGAGGACUUUGGAAAUGAGAAGAGCCAAGAGCACUUCACCCACAACACAGUGCGAGGCUGUUCCUAUUUCUACAGCUACCCUGCAGUCUGUGACUUUCUACAACACAAUAACUUAUUAUCUAUCAUCCGGGCCCAUGAAGCGCAGGAUGCUGGAUAUCGCAUGUACAGAAAGAGUCAGACCACUGGCUUCCCGUCCCUUAUCACCAUCUUUUCAGCACCUAACUAUCUAGAUGUCUACAACAACAAAGCGGCAGUGCUGAAGUACGAGAACAACGUGAUGAACAUCCGACAGUUCAACUGCUCACCUCACCCUUACUGGUUGCCCAACUUCAUGGACGUUUUCACCUGGUCUCUGCCUUUCGUCGGCGAGAAGGUGACUGAGAUGCUUGUGAACGUGUUGAGUAUUUGUUCCAAUGAUGAGCUAACAACUGAUGAAGAGCUGGAUGGUGCCACAGCUUCUGCCCGUAAGGAAGUCAUCCGCAACAAGAUUCGUGCCAUUGGAAAGAUGGCCAGGGUAUUCUCUGUGCUCAGAGAGGAAAGUGAGAGUGUGCUGACGCUGAAGGGACUAACCCCCACUGGCAUGCUACCAAGCGGAGUUCUGUCCGGUGGCAAGGAAAAGCUGCAGAAUGAAACUGCAGCUACUAUUGAAGCUAUUGAGGCUGACGAAGCCAUCAAAGGCUUCUCACCCCAGCACAAGAUCACUAGCUUCGAGGAAGCCAAGGGUCUGGACCGCAUCAAUGAGAGGAUGCCGCCGAGGCGAGACGCCCUGCCCUCCGACGCCAGCCUCAACUCUCUCAACAAGGCUCUGUCCUCAGAGACCAACGGCACAGACGCCAAAGGGAGCACCAGCAGUGGCAGCAACAUCCAGUGAAGGCCGGCAACAGCAGGCGCCACCGUGGCCGACGGGGCUGCCUGGCCCCCAGCCUCAACACGGCCCGCUACCACAGAAAAGGGGCAAAGGGUGAAGAAGGAGUGAAAUUGUAAAAGGGGGGAGGCAACUAUGGCUGAAACUUGGGGGACAUCUCACUUGCUAGUCUUUGGAAAUGCCUUCAUAAUAUUAUUUCAUAGUCAAAUCUGCUAAGUUAUUGUCAGGUCACUUUUCCGAAUGGUCCGGCCUUAAACAUGGCCGACUGUAUACCACACCAGUCUAUCAGUAAGAAAGAGAGAAACAGGAAAGAGAGACCCUAGAAGCCAUUGGUUUCCUUUUUUUUUUUUUUUUUUUUUUUAUUUUGUUUUAAUUUUUCUUGGAAGACCCUUGCUCAUUUACACCAAAAUGGAAAGUUGUGUAACUUCUUACUAACUAUUGUACGUUUACAAAAAUACAGCACUAAAAAGGACAGAACAUGAGAUAAUGUUUUUAACAUAUAAGGGUGUACAAACUAAAUAAGGACUAUUUAUUGAUAACUUCUUUCUUUUUUUUUGCUACUCUUAUGAAAUAGCUCAGAAAUUAAUUAGGCAGUCUUAAAAAGAAUGUUGCAAUGUUGUCAAAAUGCCAAAUAAUGGAACGUUUUAUGGUUUUGUACAUAUUAUGCUUACCUCAGGUUCUUUUGGUGUGUGCUUUGACCUGAUUUUUCUGUAUAAUGGCUAAAUAACUUGGUAAUGAAUACCUAUUUUCUUGAGUUUCAUAACUGGAAUUUACACUUACCUAUCUAUCAUUUGCAAAUAUGUUUAUUUUUGUCCUUUUAUUUUUUGGAAGGGAGGGUGGGGUGGGUGGGGUAGAUUUAUUGUGGCUUGCUGGAACUGAGUGUUCAUUUUUUCUCUUUUUAAGUAUUGCGAACAAAGUAAAAAUAGAGAAGCUAUAUUGUGUAAAAAAAAAAAGAGAGAGAGAUUACAAUAAACUUAAAGUGUCUGCCUAUGCAUGUUUUAUAAAAAUCAAACAAAGGAAGUAGAAAAUCUGAAUACCUUUGGCUGUGGAGGCCUGUUUUGAGAUAUAUUGCGCUUUAGUGAACAUAUACUGGAAACAUAUACCUGCAUACUUUCAAAUAGCACCAUGAUGCUCUAUGCCUUCAACUCCUUUUGUAAUUGAAGCAUUUAAUUAUCUAAGAUGGAUGAGGAAAUCAUAUUUUUAACCUGCGCUUGUAAGUGCACACAGUCCAAUUAAGCAUGUUUGGCAAAUCUUGUGAGGUGUGUGGUUACAUGUGGAACUCCAAAAUGCAUGAUUAGCUGUUUGUGUCAUAUAACAGGUGAAUCAGUUUUGUUUUGUUUUGUUUUGUAAAUGUGCCACAGAAAGUGUAAUUUGAUUCCUAUUACUAUUAUUUGGAACUCUGCUUUGUAUAUCAGUUACAGGUUUGAUACUGCUCAAUACUUUAAGAUGAAACAAAAGAAAAAAAAAACGACUUAGAUCUUUUUUAAGAACUGCUUUAAGUGCCCAAGUAAUUCACUACACGACAUGAAGCCUUGCUUUUUGUAAUUUAACUUCAAAACUGUUGGCAAAUGAGGCAUGCACUUGCAACUAUGAGAAGUAUUUUAUAUAACUGUUCAAUAAAAAUGUGCAUGAAUUUCAACUUGA
Molecule: messenger RNA, 3431 nt
Organism: Melanotaenia boesemani (Boeseman's rainbowfish)
Lineage: Eukaryota; Metazoa; Chordata; Actinopteri; Atheriniformes; Melanotaeniidae
Product: serine/threonine-protein phosphatase 2B catalytic subunit alpha isoform
Exons: 15
Coding region: 213-1793 (526 amino acids)
Biological process (GO): calcineurin-NFAT signaling cascade
Cellular component (GO): calcineurin complex; cytosol; cytoplasm
Molecular function (GO): calmodulin-dependent protein phosphatase activity; calmodulin binding
Source: RefSeq, a predicted model, not a curated record